This is a messenger RNA of Antrostomus carolinensis (chuck-will's-widow), 614 nucleotides long. It is a transcript of the gene TRAPPC6B, whose product is annotated as trafficking protein particle complex subunit 6B. The record is from RefSeq and is a predicted model, not a curated record. Gene Ontology annotation, cellular component: cis-Golgi network; trans-Golgi network; TRAPP complex. The coding region runs from base 1 to 468 and encodes 155 amino acids. Gene Ontology annotation, biological process: regulation of GTPase activity; endoplasmic reticulum to Golgi vesicle-mediated transport. Lineage: Eukaryota; Metazoa; Chordata; Aves; Caprimulgiformes; Caprimulgidae. The transcript has 5 exons.
AUGGGGUCGCGUUCCUCUUGCUGUACGUCUGGCGCCCGUUCUUGUGGCAUCUCGUUCUUGCGGGGACCUGUGUUUGAUACCACGGGCAGUUCUGGAGUAUGUGUUUUCCCAGUGCUUUCCGCUGUGGAAACGGAGUCAAGGUUUACAAAAGAUACUGCCAGGUUCAAGGAUGAAUUAGAUAUUAUGAAGUUCAUUUGCAAAGAUUUUUGGACAACUGUAUUCAAAAAACAAAUAGAUAACCUAAGGACUAAUCAUCAGGGUAUUUAUGUCCUUCAAGACAAUAAAUUUCGUCUCUUGACACAAAUGUCUGCAGGAAAGCAGUAUUUGGAACAUGCACCAAAGUAUUUAGCAUUUACCUGUGGAUUAAUCAGAGGAGGACUAUCAAAUUUGGGAAUAAAGAGUAUUGUAACAGCUGAAGUUUCAUCAAUGCCUGCAUGUAAAUUUCAGGUGAUGAUACAGAAGAUGUAGAGCACAUUCAAAUCUGGGUAUCUACCUUAAAAAUCCUUUGUGUGUGGAUUCAGUAUCUUGGUUCAGCUUUGUAUGUAGCUUGUAAAUUUUAGCAGUGUGCAGCACAAUUCCAAAAUAUAUAAUAAAUGUUCAUCAAAAUAACUUAA